Molecule: messenger RNA, 598 nt
Organism: Perca flavescens (yellow perch)
Lineage: Eukaryota; Metazoa; Chordata; Actinopteri; Perciformes; Percidae
Product: mannose-specific lectin
Exons: 3
Coding region: 116-451 (111 amino acids)
Source: RefSeq, a predicted model, not a curated record
GAGAAGCUACCUAGGGGCAGCAGGCCUACCAGAUAUAAAGAAGUUAUUCUAUAGAGAAAUUUCACCUCCUUCACUUCUUCUCACAGACUGACUGGUGUGACAUUCAAGACUAAUCAUGAAGAACUUUUUGUCUAUAAAUGAUCAGCUCCAUCCGGACCAAUUUCUGACUUCCAACAACGGGCAGUAUAAAGCUUACUUUCAGAGGGAUGGUAACUUUGUCGUCUAUGACUCUGGCAACAGGCCUGUGUGGGCCUCAGGCACUGAUGGAUCAGGUGCUGUCCACGUGCUCAUGCAGGCUGACGGCAACCUGGUCGUUUACGACCAACAUGGCCAAGCCAAGUGGAGCUCAGGGACGUACAUCAAUAGUCCGUGCGAAAUGUGCCGUCUUGAGCUGACCGAUGGCGGAAAACUGGAGUUGACCAGAAAUUUUCAAAGAGUUUGGAGCUCCUGAUGAAAUUAUGUCUUCACAUGACAUCAAAGCUUUGUUAAAUUGUAUGGUUUGCAAGUACAAGUCCUCUUUGAACGUCCGUGUGAAUUACAAUAAACCUGCCUGCUAUGUUGUAUGGAAUCAAAUAAAAGCAUGUUUUCUCACUGUAAA